UCCCAGUUGUCUUGAAAGUAACAUAAAUCCAGAGAAUGGCAGACUUUGAUGACAAAGUUUGAUGACGAUGUUUGCCCACAGGAAGGACCACGGCGCCAUGUUCAAGUGAGCAUAGCACAACAACGGGAGUUUGCCAAGACAAUCAAGAGGCCGUUCUCAGUGUACUACAACCCCUACACCCAGAGCAUAGACCUGCUGAAGGACACCAGGAGCAUUGAGAAUGGGGUGCAGGACCUCUGCAGGGACCUGACCACCGUCUGUGACGCCCUGGACAAGAUGAAUACAUACCUGGGAAUAUAGGUCUCUCUCUCUCUCUCUCUCUCUCUCUGUCUCUCUCUCUGUCUCUCUGUCUCUCUGUCUC
Molecule: messenger RNA, 361 nt
Organism: Coregonus clupeaformis (lake whitefish)
Lineage: Eukaryota; Metazoa; Chordata; Actinopteri; Salmoniformes; Salmonidae
Product: tryptophan 5-hydroxylase 2-like
Exons: 2
Coding region: 49-300 (83 amino acids)
Biological process (GO): aromatic amino acid metabolic process
Cellular component (GO): neuron projection
Molecular function (GO): tryptophan 5-monooxygenase activity; iron ion binding
Source: RefSeq, a predicted model, not a curated record